UUUUGUGCACGGAUUUCAAAUAAGAUUCAGCAACUGGCGGACUUUCAGUUGUGGAGUAUUUAAUUUUGCAUUAGGAAGGGUCUGUCGAGAGACAGCUUUCGCGGCUGUAAGGAGGGAAUUAUUUUUGUUGAAAUUUCCCCGACCAACGAUAUCACAAAUCUAAGAAAUCUAUAUACUGCACACUGUGUGUUAACUGGAAGAAAAUUAUCAUGAAAUGCCCUUUCUACGAAGCUGCAAUGGACAACGGAAAGGACAAAAGCAUUGCUGCUGCAGAGUCGAAGGUCCUUCAGCUCAAACCUUCCCCAGUAAAAGAGCCCACCCCCAUCAAACCUCAACUUCCCUCUGCAAGAUCGACCACGGUGUUAUUCUCUAUCAAGGAUAACACCAGAGCAGUCCACAACAAGGAAAACACUGCCAGCAGGGAUCAUGAGGGGACCCUGGAUGAGGGCUUUGAGGACAGUGGCUAUCUAUCAUUGCAUAACAGUCAGAUUGAUGAUCACCAUGUGGAUGAAGAGAAUGAGCAAGUUCUGGAGAAACCCACAGCAGUGCUGUCUAAUACUGCUGUAACACGUCAAGAAAAGACUGUUUUAUUUCCCUCUAAAUGUCAAGGAAGGACUAAAUCCAGUCAGCCAGUGUCUUUGUCAGUUUCUAGUCUUGUGGAAAAGAGGACGGUGGUUCUAUCAUCCACCCCCUCCACCCAGCACAGCAGCACCACCAAUCUGCCAGUUCUGAAAUUCCAGCAGGCUGUGUGUGAUGAACUUGCAAAGAGCUACAAGAAGAAUAAGCGGUAUGACUGGAGUAUUGUCUCAAAGGUAGCAGAGGAUCAUCUUUUGGAUCGUGUGAUUGGAGGUCAGAUGGGCCUUGAAUACGUUGAUAUGCUUGCGUCUCUGCUGUCCAGGAAUAUGAGAAGCAUCCUAAUAAAGACCCUCUCCCUGCUGGGAGACAUGGACCUCAUUAGCUGUAAGAAAGUGAGUAGGACGUGGAGGAGGAUCAUCUGUGAGGAUACAGCAGCUCUGAGAAGGUGUCAGCAAGCUGAGGAGGCACUCAGGGAGUCAAGAAACUCUCUGAGACAGAGAGCUAGUGGUUUGACGAGAGAUGUGGCUGUGUCCAGGGUGGUGUUUUCUUGCAUGCAGACUCUGGCCUCCUCAAGCUCUUCACCUUCCUCAUCUGCACAAAAUGGCGGGAUCAACAGACGGACUGUUCCCUCUCAUAAAGGCAGCGCGCCCAACACACGUUUUAAUGAAUACAUGCAGGCCGCUAGAAAUCUGAAGCAGCACCAGUCUCUGCGUUCCUGCAAACGCUGCGGCUCACCAGCGACUCAUUUACCCGAGGUUCAGAGGGCCACAUGCUCCAGUUGUCUCUUUGACUUCUGCACCCGCUGUCAAGAGCCUUUUCAUGCCUCCACCCCCUGCAGAACUGUGCAGCCUCGGUCCAAUUUCUCGUCUUCCAAGACAACCUCCGUCACACCGGGAAGCACUCGCAGCAGGAGGAGCCUCAGGCGGCUGUGAUGGAGAGGAAUUCGGACUCCUUCCCUCCCAAAUUGGGUUGGGUCAUUUGUGCUUUAGUAACAUUUUCAGGCACUCAGCCUGAACUUUCGACAGCUUUCACACAAGCUCAGUUUGGAAAUGGCAUUGUGAAGAGAGGGAAAAGAAAUUAAUUUUAAUAUGUGCACAGCUAAAUUAAAUAAGGGAAGCACUUCUGGCACUGCUGGGACAGCAAUCAACCAGGAUGUGCCUUCUGGCUAAAGGUGUGUUGUUUGUGAGAAACAGAAACAUCUGAUUCCAAAAUAAAAAAAAAAAGGACUGAGACUGGACAACUUUAAAAAAUAGUUUUAUUAAGUUUUUAAAUGUGUAAAUAGUCACAAUUUUAGUAUUUUUCUUUGAAUUUUUAUAUAUAUAUAACUAUUUAAAAAUAAAAGUUUAACUCAGGAGGUCUUGUUCACAUUUACUACUUU
Melanotaenia boesemani (Boeseman's rainbowfish) is the source of this 1954-nucleotide messenger RNA. RefSeq names its product F-box protein 5 (gene fbxo5). The record is from RefSeq and is a predicted model, not a curated record. Gene Ontology annotation, molecular function: protein binding; zinc ion binding. The coding region runs from base 210 to 1508 and encodes 432 amino acids. Gene Ontology annotation, cellular component: nucleus. The transcript has 6 exons. NCBI's taxonomy places the organism in Eukaryota, Metazoa, Chordata, Actinopteri, Atheriniformes, Melanotaeniidae. Gene Ontology annotation, biological process: regulation of mitotic nuclear division; negative regulation of meiotic nuclear division.